This is a messenger RNA of Salvelinus sp. IW2-2015, 1574 nucleotides long. RefSeq names its product putative ferric-chelate reductase 1. NCBI's taxonomy places the organism in Eukaryota, Metazoa, Chordata, Actinopteri, Salmoniformes, Salmonidae. The record is from RefSeq and is a predicted model, not a curated record. Gene Ontology annotation, biological process: regulation of postsynaptic membrane neurotransmitter receptor levels; regulation of glutamate receptor signaling pathway.
UCUACUUCUCAGCGCAGCGCACCUGUCACUUACAUUAGCUUCUAGAACAACUUGUUCAAGGAGAACCACAGAAAUAUAAAUAUAAGAAAUAUUCCAAGUCACAAAAGUACAGGAAUGGACAAUAUCAGCAGACUGAUGUUCGCAGUUGUCAUGGCAAUGGCUUACAUGGCGAUGGGAGCCGAGGCACAGAACACCACAAUGGAUCCGAACUCCACAAUGGCAUCCAAUGUAACAACGGCACCUGUUGUCAACACCACCGCCACAGCUCCCACAGUAGAGAUCUUGACGGCGGAAUGUGGAAACUCUCAGCUCUGUGCUUCUGAACCGUCAGAGUGUAAUCCGGCCCUGGCUGGUUCCUGUUUCUUCAUCUCCACCCAGCAGACCUCGGGACAGAAUAUCUCCUUCCAGCUACGAGGAGUGUCCAGCGGCUACAUCGCUGUAGGCUUGUCCACAGACAACAAACAGGGAGGGAACGACACCACCUAUGUGUGUGCAAACAACAACGGCAAAGUGAAGUUCUUCACCGCUCUCCUCGACAACACAGUUCUGACCAUCAUCAGCACACUGCCUGUGAACUCUGUGAAGGGCUCAGUCAACGGUCAGAUCAUCCAGUGCACCUUCUCUGCUACUGUCCCCAAAGCUACUGUCACCCGGAGCCCCAACACCAGCUUCUACCUCUCCAUCUCCAACGGGACUUUUAUGAACGAUACCCUAGGUUCUCCUAAGAAUUUUCUGUUCAGUAAAGAAGCUGUGGACCUGGCCGACCCCAACGCUAAAGUGACCAACUCUUUAAACUCUGCUCCCUCCGGCCACGCCUUCGGCCUGUCUCAAGCUCUUCUGAUCCUGCUAGGUGUGAUGAUGCUGUAAUGCAGGUCUGAAGGUGAAGCACCAUGCACUCAGGAAUCCUGUCUCCUUACCUUUACUCACCUUGGCCAGGCUGCAUCCUAAAUGGCACCCUAUUCCCUAAAUACUACUGUACUUUCACUAUGUAGGAAAUAGGGUGCCAUUUUGGAGUCACUCUGGUACCAGAACAAAGGACCAUGACAGAUCUGAAGUUAUAUGCUUAUAAAUCCAGUCAUAUUUUUUUUACAUACUUAAUGAAACACCUUCUAGUUGGGGGUAGUAAGACAUUAACGAACAGAAUGGACACAGUGAUAAUAGGCCAAGUACUAACAUAUUCAACGUCAAUUCCACGUUCAACCAGUGUGUGCCCAGUGGGCCAUAGAUGAAGUCACAAGGGCUGCGUUUAGACAGGCAGACAAUUUCUGAUCUCUUUUUAUCUGAUCUUUUUUCAGAGCUUAUCUGAUUGGUCAAAAGACCAAUUAGUUUAAAAAACACAGAAUUUGGCUGCCUGUCUAAACGCAGCAAAGGUGGCAGAAAUGGGAAUUUGUGGGUUUAUAUUGUGUGUAUAUAUUGUGCGUGUGUGUGAAGGCGUGCAUAAUGACGAAGCCACCGGAUGGUGAACUGUUCUUCCUGAUUACCUUUUUAAAUUAUAUACAAUCAUGGAAAUAUUUUAUCAGACCAUUUAUAAAAUAAAAAAUGUUAUUUACAAUAAAAUGUAUGUUUGAAUAUCU